Molecule: messenger RNA, 6921 nt
Organism: Rhinolophus ferrumequinum (greater horseshoe bat)
Lineage: Eukaryota; Metazoa; Chordata; Mammalia; Chiroptera; Rhinolophidae
Gene: FBXL22
Product: F-box and leucine rich repeat protein 22
Exons: 2
Coding region: 13-693 (226 amino acids)
Molecular function (GO): protein binding
Source: RefSeq, a predicted model, not a curated record
CCGCAGUGCACCAUGCACAUCACCCAGCUCAACCGGGAGUGCCUGCUGCAUGUCUUCUCCUUCCUGGACAAGGACAGCAGGAAGAGCCUCGCCAGGACCUGCCCCCAGCUCCAGGCCGUGUUUGAGGACCCUGCACUCUGGCCCCUGUUGCAUUUUCGCUCUCUCUCAGAACUCAGGAAGGACAACUUCCUCCUGAGCCCGGCGCUCAGGAGCCUGUCCAUCUGCUGGCACUCCAGCCGCGUGCAGGUGUGCAGCAUCGAGGACUGGCUCAAGAGCGCCUUCCAGAGGAGCAUCUGCAGCCGGCAUGAGAGCCUGGUCAGUGAUUUCCUCCUCCAGGUGUGCGACAGAUGCCCCAACCUGACGUCCGUAACGCUGUCGGGCUGCGGCCACGUCACAGACGACUGCCUGGUGCGCCUGCUGCGGUGUUGUCCGCGCCUGCGCGUGCUUCGCCUGGAAAACUGCGCGCGCGUCACCAACCGCACGCUGGCGGCCGUGGCGGCGCACGGGUGCGCGCUACAGACGCUGCACGUGGACUUCUGCCGCAACGUGAGCGCGGCCGGCCUGCGCCGCCUGCGCGCCGCCUGCCCGCGCCUGGUGCUGCGCGCCGAGCACAGCGCAGCCAUGAUACCCGACCAGCCCCCGCGCGGCCCCCAGGCGCCCGGCCCGGGCCUCCGCAAGCUGCUCCCGCGCUAGGCCGCGAAAGGACACCGGCUGCGGCCCGGGAGGAAGGAGUGACCUGGCAUCCGCCCCUCGCUCCUCCACCUCAGACUGUCGCCACGUCUUCUGAGCCUCAGUUUCCCCGUCUGCAAAAUCGGGAUACGAAUGCCUACCUCACGUUACGGUUUUAUACAUAGAAUGAGUGCGAGAUUAAAUGACCGGAUGCUUGGAAAACAGGGUGUUUCUCACUAAACACCAGAACCUUUCCCCGUCUCUCUUCCGCAGCAGCGGGAGGCGCCUAUACCCUCCUCGGGAACUGCGACCCGGGGUGGACACGUGGCCACUCGAACUCGCUGGCUGCGCUCCGAGAUAGGCAGGGAGUGGAGGGGAUCCGGCCCGGCGACGAGCAGCGCGCCCUGGUAACGGGACAGAGUGGUGGUCCCAGCGGCCGACCUCUCGCCCCAGCGGCCCUCGGAGGCCCCGCCGACUGCGCAGCCAGGCACAGGCUUUCUCGGAAAGUGGCCACGGUGCUGCGCCAGCGAGCGGCAGGAGGGGAGGAACCCGGGGCAGAGGGCCCGAGAGAGUAGCCCAGUGCGCGACAGAAGCUCCCAACGGACACGCCAGGGCCCUUGCGCGUCGGCUUCGCUCCGCGCCUUUGCCGGCAGCUCACUUUUCCUCGGGCAGGUGCAUUCCGAGGAGUUGACUGUACACGCUAUUCUAGAAAAUUCGCUUGUGAUUCUUACAUAAAUUGCAGUUAGCCUUUAAAAAAAAAAAUGUUCUCAUAAAGGAAAAAGGAAGUUCAAAAACCCAAGAAGGAAAAACAAAAGCACCGGCCCUGAUUAGGUUCUUUGAAUUAUGAGACCAUUAUAAGCUGAUGCAGUUAGAUUUUUACCAGCUGGAUUUGCUGAAUGUGGGCACAUGCCUGGUCUUCAAUUUCAAGGCUUUAGUCAGUUACGUACCACUUUUAGCCACCAAAGUAAAGGCUCUUAGCUACUACCCAGCAGCCUCCAGGUCCCAGGUACAUGGGAAAACGGAGAAAGUGGGGAAGGCAGGGAGCACUGAUGGAUGGUGCUCCACCCAUCACCAGCUGUGACCAAAGCCCUUUACUCACCUGAGGCCAGGGCUUUCCUUUGUGAAAAGGGAUCUUGAUCCCUACUCACGGGUUCCUUAUUUUGUUGUCCAAGUUUGGGAAAUAGCAAGGAAAAAGAGACAAGUUCUAUUCUCAUGGUGCUUACAUUCUAGUAGGGGAAGAGACAGUAAGUACAGGCCUCACUUAAACUUCUUGAUAGGUUCUUGAAACCCGUGAAUGGAACCAUAUAAUGAAACUGAUUUUAUUACUGGCUAAGUGAUAGAAACAAUUUCCUAAGAUACCUAAUUAACAUAACAAAAUGAACGUUAUUUAAGGACUUGCUUUGUGGGGACAGAGUCCCAGAGAACAGUUUCCAGGCUCUCGGGCUCACGUGGACAGGUGCUGGCUGGGGUAGUAGAUGGCCAUCAGCUGUAACCAGUUAGGCAAUUAGCCACUGAUACAACUGCUGUGACUGCGUUGGUUGGUUGCUUGGGAGAAAAGCAGAGGAGGAUUGCGGAAUGUGUGGAUCCUACUUCCUGUGUCUCCCCUGGCUGUCAGCAAGACUGGGGUGCAGGAAGACCCCUUGUUGUGUUACUGGCGGAUGUUUGCUCUCUAUGUCCCCAACCCGGCCACCAGCGAGAAUAUAGUUGUAUGACUCCCCUAUGUAUAGCUCUGUGGGUGCUCCUUUUUGGCUUCACCGUAGCCUGCGUUCUUAUGUAGGGAGCGGGACUGGAGACCCUGCAUGUCACCCCGCAUGACAGCUGUAAUUGGCAUAUAAGAAGAUAAGUGUGUGUGUGUGGGGAAGCACAGGGUAAGGGAGAACCUGCUUUAAAGGGGUUGACCAGUGUAAGCCUCAUUGAGAAGGUGGCAUUUGAGACAUUUUGUGAGGAAGGGAGCCGAGCAGCUCUGGGAGGAAAAUAUUCCAGAAAGAAGGAACAGCCAGUGCAAAGGCCUUGCUAGGAGCAAGGCUGGUAGUUAGGGGAAAAGUGUGGCUGGAGCAGAGUGAGGAGGAAAGGCAAGGAGAGGGGAUCAGAGAAAUAAGGGAUGGGGGAGGCGGGUGAGGCUCCCAGGUUGUGUGAAGGUGAAAUGAGAGCUGCGUGCCCCCCCCCCACCCCAGCCUUCCCGGCAGGAGCCAAGGCAGAGAUGAUAUCCAGGUGAAUCAGGAGGCGCUGAACUUUCUCCAAGCAGCACCUGUGGGCAGGCCAGCAGAACGCCACCCCACCCCAACCCCUGCAGGGACUGCUGAAGGCUUCCGUCGCUGCCCUGGGCCCCUGGUUGAGCCAGUGCUUAGCCUGGAAAUAGGGGAAGAGUGUUGGCACUGAGCCCAGGCCUGGCAUAUACCUCAUCCCCGUGUGGGCAGAGGCAACCCCUCAGGCGGCCACCUGCUGUGGAAUGUGAGGGCCCCCCACCAGCCUGUGGGACCAGCUCCCUCCACGAUUUUAGUUCACUCACCAUGCUCUGGGCUGAGGGGAGAGGACUUGCAGGGACUUUCUCCCACUGUUACAAUGUUGAAAGAAAGCUCAGGUUUCCCAGGGGUUAAAUGUUUAAAAUGGAGCCACCUAAGCCCCAGGGCUUUGCUUUUGUCAUCUCUGAUAAGACCCAUCGGGCCAUUUGCCUGAGUUGGUGGUUUAGUCUGGGGAACAAGCUCUCCUCUGACCAACUGACAGGUCAGCCCUCUCUAAACCUUAGGUUUCUUAUCUGUGUAUUGGGAUAGCUAGAGACUCUUGCUCCAGGGUUUUUGUAGAGUAUGAGAUUGUGUUUGUAAAGCAGAGGUCACUGCAAAUUCAGCUGGAAUGGAGUAACCUGGAUUCCCGAGGCCUCUUUCCCCGCGGAAGCUCUUUUAAAAAUGAGGGUUAAGUUCCCUAACUAAACCUUCGAUGCCGAGUAAACCACACAUACCAAGAUUUUAGUGAUCGCAGAACUAAAGCUGUGCUGACAGCUGUGUUCCACAUAAUUUCUAGGGCUCUAAUUUGGCCCCGCCCCCUCCAGGGGAGUGUUGGGCCCGAGCCAAGGGCCAUCUGAGGUGCUCCCAGAAGGCGGGCACUGACGGAGACACAGGGCUCCCCACUCUGCCUUCUAAUAGUCACUGUUCACCAUCAGCAGGCACUAAGCAAAGCACUUGACACACACUGCCCUGCUUAAUCUGAAAACAACUUUCCAGGCCUUCUCUCAGAUUUGCAUAGAACAAGGAGCACUGCGUGCUUAAUUAAUCCACCAACUCACUCAUCUCGCAAACAUUUACUGGGUAUUGGCCAUGGGCUGGGCCAGGCCCUACCCCAAGGCACUCCCUCUGCUCAGGUCAUGCAGCUGGCGUUGGGAGUUCUUGAGUUCUCUCCCAGCUCUACUGUCCAUAACUUCUGACAAGUUAUGUACCCUAUCUGAGCUUCAGUUUCAUCUGUAAAAUAGGACCAGUACCCUCUCUGUGACACUGUGAUGAGAUUAUGUCUAAACGUGCAGUGCCUGGAAGGCAGGAGUAGGGAAAGGCCCUUCACAUCCGUGGGGGGCUGGAAAAGCCAAGUGCCUGGCAGAACCCCCAAAGCACGGGCACUGGAAAGAAGCAAGCUGCGUCUAUACAGGGGUGAUCCAGGAACAUCUGACGGAGGACAGAGCCUUUGAGCCGAGCCUGGAAGACUGACUGCAGCUCCCACGUGUUCCAGGUCUGUGGAUAGUGUUGCUAUCAGCAGGCAUAGCUCACCAAAGGCAGAGUCAGGAAGCUCAAGGUGUCCAGGGAAGGGCGAGCCGGGGAGCCGCGAGCCUGUCUGUUCCAGAGGCACUUGGACAUGGCUUGGGGUUAUCUGUGACCUCACAGCCUCUGUCACGACAGACCACAGACUUUCCUCAGCUCCUGAGUGCUAACUUUUGUCACACUCAGUUUGGGCCACAGCAGCCAAAGGCCACACAGAGGGAAAGCUAGGAGAGAGUGCAGUACGUCAGCACUGGGGCCGGACAGUGUGCCCUGGCUGGAGGCUGACCCAGUGACCAUACCACAGUGCCAGCAGAGACGGGGGCUCUUUAGUGGGGGGGCCCCAGAUUGCUUCCCUGGGAGGCAGAGCCUGCUGGGGUGGUGCUCCGAGGCCUGUCUUGCAGGGCCACACUGGCCCGUUUCUGCACAGGCUGAAUGUUUGGAGGAGACUGGCUGAGCCCCCUCAGCUCUACCACUGGUGCUGACAGGAAGCCAGGGCUCCCAGCUCUAGCCUGUACGCACCUGUGAUUAGUACUUUCCCUCCCCUGACCUCGGUCUGUAAAGGGAGAGAUCACCUGACCCCUCAGGUCAGCUCUAGGAUUCCUCCAGCUCUCGGAUUCCAUGCCUAAGACUUGCUUUUUGCUAAAAACCGAGUUCACCAGAUGGCGGUUUCAUCACCAGAUGUAGGUUUCAUCUGGCUGGCAGUGCUGGGUAAGGGCCACAAAGCUGGGAGGCCCAGAACAAAGCUGUACCCUGAAGGGCCUCUGGGAAAAUCUUAAAUUUUAAAGGCUGGAGGCCAAAGUUCUCUUGAGACUGUUUAAGAGUCAUAAAAACUGCAAGUAUUUGUUAACUGCAUGAGUCCAGCAAACAGAAAAACUGCCCAAGCCUCCAAAGAAGCUGAAAGUGAACUAAGGUAAAUAAACACCUGCGCUAAGCUCAUUUCAGCUCCUCAGACAGGGAUUCACGCCUCCCCCUCUCAUCCAGAGGUUCCAAAAGUCAAGCGAAUGGGAAAAAAAAUAAAAGACAGGUUCCAGCAAAGAAAUGGCAUCCGUUAUAAAACUGAGGCGUCUGUGCAGAUUUUCCUUGUAGGGUCAGACCUCUGGAGAAGCUUCCGUGAGGCCCGACAGGCAGGUAGACCUGCAACCAUGAGUAUCAGGACUGGGGGUGCCUCGGCCUUCAGUCCCGAGCAAACUGGGGCAGCAGAGGCCGCAGCCUCACAAGGGUGGAGCAUUACUUUGAUUUAAUCUCUGAGAUUGCAGAUGUCUCCUUCAGCUUAGCACAGGCUCAGCCCAGACCAGCAAGAGAGAAAACCCACUUCUCACCAGGAACCAGCCCAGAAGGCCCUAAAGACCCCUCUCUGUUCAGGGUCUCAGCCGCACACAGAGGCCCCACUUCUCUAAAAAAGGUUCCCUCCUGGUCCAGAGGCCGGGGCAGUGCCUUCCCCCUGAGUGAGUGCUUCAAACACAGAGCCCUUCACUGCUGCUACCUCUCAGGUCAAGUACGACAGGUUUGUCUUUUCCCAGAACCUCCUGGGGUUCCCCAGAAGUUGUGGUCUCCCUCUGAGACCCAGUUCCAAUCGAAGCCUCUUUUCAAGAAAACUAAGAUGUCAUCAUUCUAAAUAUUAUUAGAUACUCACACUGGGAAAAGACCCAUGCGCCAUAUUAUCUUAGCCAACAAAACCCUCUUUUUCUUCCCAUUUCUCUUUGAAAAUACACACCUUCUACCUUCCUCACGUUAAACAGCUGCCUGCAAGGCUCUCGGGCCGGCUCCUCAUUUGAGCUGUCAGCCUUGACCAUGUCCACGGAGUACACUGGAAGCAGCUUGUGGCUUGAACUUGCUGUGGGUGAAGGAGACAAGCCACCCAAAGGCCUCCCCCUCUUCCUGUGCCCACGCCCGGCAGCCAAAGCCUCCACAGCUGCUCUUAAGAUGGCCCUUUCCCACACAACCACAUGCUUUCUGAUGUUCCUGAACAAAUGAGUGUACUGCUCAGGGCGCUCGAGGCUGGGUUCAAGCACCAAGGCUGUAACCCCUUUCCUAGCCCCCUGCACAACUCCUCACCAUCUAUCGUUCAAGGAUAUGAAAGCCACUCAUUAGUUCUCAUGUUUGUUCACACAUUCACCCCCUCAUGCACACGUUCACGUGUGCACGGCCAUCCAGGCAUGCUAAAUGCCUACAAGCAACAGUGGUCCUUUCUUCAUACUUCCCCUUGGCCGCGCUCCCUAGACACAACACGUUAUUGUAAACGGCCCUGCUCUUUCAUGCCAUCACGUGUUCUUCACAGGCAGAGUCAGAACCAAAUCACUUCGGUUAGCUUCCUCCUUGCCUAGCAGAGCCACACCCUGGGGCCUCACGAAAGGCUCUUAGCGUGUUACACUUGAAGCCAGCGAUGUAACAAGAGGAAGGGUGGUACUGAGAGCUGGGCCGAGUGGCUGAAGCAAGGGCCCUGGGGUUAGGGAACAAAGUGAGAGACCCAAGGAUGACAGAACAAAUGAAAACGGGGGAACCCCCAUGG